Molecule: messenger RNA, 2547 nt
Organism: Neospora caninum
Lineage: Eukaryota; Apicomplexa; Conoidasida; Eucoccidiorida; Sarcocystidae
Exons: 2
Coding region: 1-2547 (848 amino acids)
Source: RefSeq, a predicted model, not a curated record
AUGAAGUCUUCGCUCACUCCCUCGCCGAAUCCGACGACGCCCUUCCGCUACAAGGCUAUGAGUGCCCGAGACAUCUCUCGGCUGCGCGAGUCCAAGGGCAAAGCCGCAGUUGGAGGAGGCGCAGAAGGCGCUUACGAUGACGCAGGGGGCCAGGAGGAGGGAGACGAGGGGGAAGGCCUCGACGGGGCGCCCUACGACGGGGACGGCGAAGAUAACUGGGGAGGAUCUGGAGAAGGCUUUCUUCAGAUGCGAAGCUGGGAAGGCAGAACAACGGGCGCCUCUGAGCCGGCAAGGAACGCCGGAGGGUGGCGGCGUUCUACCGGGAACACAGAAAAGUUCGGCAAAGACUCGCCUGUUACCACGGCGGCUCGGGCUCAGGAAAUACGCAGGAUGCCUGACUCUCGGCUUGUCAGCUUCCUCGAACAGAUGCGACAGCAGAGGCGAGCAAGAAAGGCUCCGGGCGGGCAAUCUGCCCACAAUUCUCCCUCAUCUCACACACGCUUUUCCGCGGCUUCAGGCGCCUCUCCAUCUUCUUCCUCUCCUUCCCCGUCUUCCGCUCUUCCACUGCCUCUCUCUUCCUUUUCGUUUCUGAGCGCCAUGGCGCCCUCCUGGGACAACGAGUAUGGAGAAGGCGACGACUACGGAGAGGGCGAUCAAGCGUCGAUGCUGGGAGAGUACGACGACAACGAAGGGGAGGGUGAAGGGUACGGCGGCGGGGCGUACGGCGGCGGCGGGGCGUACGGCGGCGGCGGGUCUCGAGCGAAGUCAGGAAAACCGGUUUUCUUGAAGUUUGACGAGACGCGCGUGUACCGCAUUGUGCCGAACUCCCUGCUGGGCGACGUCGGCCGCUGUGCGACGGACUCGAAGAACUACAUGCGCCUUCAAGUGACCAUGGCGCUACAGCCACGCCGCUUCCGCCUCAGUUUAGCCGCAGCCAAGAGGCUCAUGGGCUUGAGGGCUGCGAAGCCGACGCCGAGGAGCACUCCCGGAGAGGGAGGAUACGUGGAAGAUGACGACUACGACACACCGGGACACGACCAGUUCCAAGGCUUCGUUCAGCUCGGGAGGGACACCCGAGAGCGGCCCGUAGAGACGGCGGGAAACGACGAGCGGGAAACAGAGAGCCGCGAACAAGAAAUCUACAAGCAGGGGCUGGACGUUCGGCCACGUGGACGGGAGAUUUUGAGAGAAGCAGCAGAAGAAAGAGGCGACGGUCGCGGCCCACACAGCGAACAAACUCUCGGCGCCGUUUUCCCCGGUACCGCCGAACCGAGCAAAGAAGAAGGGAGUGGACCAGACCUGGGGGGUGGCCGCAGCACGGCUGGGGGAUCCCGUCUCUCGACGAUUUUCCGGUCCGAAGGUCUUGGAAGCGAGGCGCGCCAGGCCUUGUCUUUUGUUCAGAGUAAAAACUCCGAAUACGGCGAUGACGACGGGUAUGACGAGGACGACAGCGAAGGCAGAGGUCUUGGGAAGAAGGUAAAAGGUUUCUUUGGAGGCAUGAAGCGGAUGUUUUCGCGCAAAAAGGGUAACGAUGAGGACGACAGUGAGGACGGUGGUGACACCACAGACUACGACACCGACGAAUACCCGCCUGAUCAUGAAGGCGACGCACCGCCGUCGCCAAGGGGGAAGAAGUCGGGCGGCAUUAUAAGCAAGAAGAUCCGCGGAAUCUUUAGAAGCAAGAGCCCGGAAGAGAAACGGUACAAGAAAGAGACGAAGAAGGCGAAGCGGGGGAUCCGGCGGAUUUCGCGCGUGGGCAUCGAUAUCGCCUUUCAGUCGCCCGCCGUCAAAAAGUGUGGAAAGUCUCUCACGUGGUCCGCGACCUUUCCAGCCUCCAAAAUUCUUCACUCGACCUUCUUCCUUCUUGCGCGACAGGGAGAGGUUGGAGGCCAACUCUCUGCCUUCAUCAAUUCAGGAUUCACGGUCACUAUCAAAUGCAAGACGAAAGGCGGCUGCAUGAUGAACGAAGUUCCCGUCUCUUGCGCGCUGGUCUCGUGCGUGAAGGCGACGCACAUCUCGACGGAGGCGAUCGAAGAGGCCAAGAAGAGGGCGACAGACGUGGCGGAGCACAACCUCAAGCUUGCUCAGCACUCCGCGCUGAUGCUGAGCCCCGCAGAACGGGCUCAGCGGGCGGCGGAGUACGAGCGAAAGAUCCAAGAGAAGCAGCAGGAGAUCGAGGCGGGCAACCUCACGCAGCAGCAAAUGUUGACUGCUCAGCAACAGCACUUCUUCUUGCAACAACAACUCGCGGCGAUCUCUUCUGCUCAGACCCCGCUCGAUCCGAUGCAGAUGAAACUUCUCGCAGCAGUUGACGGCACAGACGCCCAGGCGGGCACGACGAUGCAGGAGGCAGUCGCGGGUGCCGCAGAUGGGCACACGCUGCCUCUGCUGCAACAGAUGGUCGCCCUCGAUCCGAGGGGAGGCGGCGGAGGCCGACUCAUGACUGGAGGCGCGAUUGCUGCCUUGGCGAUCCUAGGCGCCCUCGGAGCGCUGGUGGUAGGCGUUGCAGCCUUCAAGUACUUUGGCAACAGACGUCGGCGCUGGUGA